Messenger RNA from Suillus plorans, 793 nucleotides. RefSeq lists its product as uncharacterized. The record is from RefSeq and is a predicted model, not a curated record. Gene Ontology annotation, molecular function: hypoxanthine phosphoribosyltransferase activity. The coding region runs from base 1 to 636 and encodes 211 amino acids. The transcript is spliced from 10 exons. Gene Ontology annotation, cellular component: cytoplasm. Gene Ontology annotation, biological process: IMP salvage; GMP salvage; XMP salvage. NCBI's taxonomy places the organism in Eukaryota, Fungi, Basidiomycota, Agaricomycetes, Boletales, Suillaceae.
AUGGGAGAACCAGAGCACAUCAGGUCGACUUACAAUGAUAUACACAACAUCAUCAGAGGAACCUCGGACAAGAUUGCGUCUGAAUUCAAGCCUGACAUGUUCAUUGCGAUCGGGGGAGGUGGCUUUUUCCCAGCUCGUGUACUGCGCACAUUCCUGAAAGAUCCUUCAACGAAGACCAAUAUUCCGAUUCAAGCCAUUGGUCUCUCACUCUAUGAAUCUCUUCCUGGUACAACUGUAGAGCAGCUUAACGGCGAGGUUGUUCGCACCCAGUGGCUAGGGCCAGACCCGGGCAAAAGAUUGCUCGGAAGACGGGCGUUAAUCAUCGAUGAAGUCGACGAUACGCGCAAAACUCUCCAAUAUGCAUUGAGUGAGCUCCAGAAAGAUGUUGAAGCAGAACUUCAGCUGCUUCCAGAGUCUGAGCGUGACUCGAAACGCACGAAGUUUGCAGUCUUCGUGGUGCACAACAAGCUCAAGCCAAAACUUGGAAAGCUGCCACCGAAUAUCCCAUAUUUCGCAGGUGCUGAAGUGGAGGACGUGUGGCUUGAUUAUCCGUGGGAAGUUAUUGAUAUUGAGGAGCAUGAUCGUCUGGCAAAAGAGGACAAGGAGAGGAAGAAUAUAACAGUUGAGGAGCACUAACAUUACUAGGGACAAGAAGACAUGUGUAUGCUGAUCCCAUCCCUAUAAAGUAUUUGCUUGGCGUCCGUUUCGUGGUUGAUUUAAAUUUUACUCGUGCUUGGCCGUGUCAUUGUGGUCCAUGACGGACUUGAAAACGGAACCAAAUUUCAGUCCGAGC